This is a messenger RNA of Prunus armeniaca (apricot), 228 nucleotides long. The record is from the annotation of a GenBank genome assembly. NCBI's taxonomy places the organism in Eukaryota, Viridiplantae, Streptophyta, Magnoliopsida, Rosales, Rosaceae.
AUGGCCACCCAGUUGCUUACAUUGCUCCUAAUGUUUAUGGCGACCCUCAUGGAGGCAUUGCAUAUGCAUUUUCAAAGCUAUGUUGACAAAAUGACUAUUAGCUUAGCCGUUGACCCAGAUGCAAUACCUAAUCCUAAUAAAUUGUUGGACGAUUUAGAAGAAUCACUCAAACUCAGCCGUGAUGCUGUUGUUGUAGAAAAAGGGCUCACCAUGGAAGCUGCUGUCUAG